Molecule: messenger RNA, 678 nt
Organism: Darwinula stevensoni
Lineage: Eukaryota; Metazoa; Arthropoda; Ostracoda; Podocopida; Darwinulidae
Source: the annotation of a GenBank genome assembly
AUGGUAAAAUAUGCAUUGGUCUAUCCCCAGGAACCAGUAUUGUACCUUCUAAAGCUGAGAGACUACAAGAACACUUCAACUGAACAACCUGCCGGCACAACUCCAACCAUGCAAUCCUGCCUGGCGAACAUGAAAAGUCAGAUGCUCGGACCAUUGCAACAGCCCAUCAUCGGUUCCAUUGGCAGUCGGAGACUGGGCAUAUGUGCUGGGACCAACGACCUUCAUCCGGGGAGGUUGGCCGUCGUCUAUACAGAGGAGAAAACGUCACGGCCAUGGAUGGGAAAGAUAACCUCCGUAGAAGAGAAAGAAGUGACUAUCCACUGGUACCAGGGGACUUAUGAGAAAUCUUGGAACCCAAUGACUGGAGUUGAAAGCCUUUCAACCGUUCCCCGAGAAUCACUCCUCUUAUGGGGAUUCACUCUAACAGACAAGAGGCAGCUGCUGAGGAGCGAAACGAGGGAAGAAUUAAAGCGGCUUUAUCAAGAGACUGACCAAAUAAUGCAACGUGAACCAGAGACUUCAGAAAAAAAACUAUGUACGGUCUCCAGGCCCUUUGGAAAAGUGCUGAAGUCGGGAAGGAAGAUGGCGGCGGGAUCUUACGAAGCCGAUCGUCCAAUGGAUGAAGAUUGGGCUCCCCUCAUCCUUCGAUUCUGUGCAAAAGGUGUUUUAGUCAAAUGA